CGCCAAUGCGCAGGCGCAGCCCUAGGAUUUGUUAUUCUACAGUGGACUGUAUACGGAAACAUGGCGGCGACCCUGAUUUGUGGCCGGCUAGCUGCUAGAUUGAGGAAUUCUGGGUCCGGAAAGACACUAAGCAAUGCAUCCAAGGUCCUGUGUGUGACCCCCAGCCUGUUUGGGGGCCAGGGCACUCUGCAACGGCAGCCACGACGAAAUCUCUCCCUGCAUGAGUACCUGAGCAUCGGCCUGCUUAAGGACUCGGGCAUCUCCGUACCCGCAGGCAUGGUGGCCAGCACGCCGGAGGAGGCUUACACUGUGGCCAAAGAGAUCGGCUCCAAGGACUUGGUGGUGAAAGCACAGAUACUGGCUGGAGGCAGAGGGAAGGGCACCUUCGAGGGGGGGCUCAAGGGCGGCGUGAGGAUCGUAUACUCCCCCGAGGAGGCCAGGGACAUCUCCUCAAAGAUGCUGGGCAAGAAGCUGUACACCAAGCAGACGGGAGAACAGGGCCGCAUCUGUAACCAGGUGUUCAUCUGCGAGCGCCGGUACCCGCGCCGGGAGUACUACUUCGCCAUCACCAUGGAGAGGUCCUACCAGGGCCCAGUGUUGAUAGGCAGCUCUCAGGGAGGCGUGAAUAUUGAGGACGUGGCAGCAGAGAAUCCCGAUGCCAUUGUGAAGGAGCCCAUUGACAUUGAGGAGGGUAUCAAGAUGGACCAGGCUGUCAAGGUGGCACAGAAGAUGGGCUUCCCUCCUGCCUUGGUGAACGAGGCUGCGGAGAACAUGAUCAAGCUCUACGACGUCUUCAUCAAGUAUGACGCGUCGAUGGUGGAGAUCAACCCCAUGGUGGAGGACUCGUCUGGCAUAGUGAUGUGCAUGGAUGCCAAGAUCAACUUUGACUCCAACGCCGCGUACCGCCAGAAGAAGGUGUUCGAUCUGCGAGACUGGUCCCAGGAGGACCCGCGCGACCAGCAGGCCGCCAAGGCCGACCUGAACUACAUUGGAUUGGACGGCACCAUCGGAUGUCUGGUGAACGGGGCUGGCCUGGCCAUGGCCACCAUGGACAUCAUCAAGCUCCACGGGGGAACUCCAGCCAACUUCCUAGACGUGGGGGGCGGAGCCACGACAAGCCAGGUCACAGAGGCCUUCAAGCUUAUCACCUCUGACAAAAAGGUUCUGGCCAUCUUGGUAAACAUCUUCGGUGGCAUCAUGAGGUGUGACAUCAUCGCACAAGGGAUUAUCAUGGCUGUGACGGAUCUGGACCUGAAAAUCCCCAUUGUGGUUCGGCUACAAGGGACGCGGGUUGAUGAUGCAAAAGCCCUGAUCGCCGCCAGCCCGCUGAAGAUCCUGGCAUGUGACGACUUGGACGAGGCAGCUAAGAUGGUGGUAAAACUCUCUGAAAUCGUCUCCCUGGCAAAAGAGGCCCAAGUGGAUGUGAAGUUCCAGCUUCCUAUUUAACCUGCCCCCACCCUUCUGGAGCAACAGGAGAGUCUGUCUGAGCUGGAUCCUCCAAAGUGUUGAUAUAGGGUUGGGUUCAGCGCUACAACUGUAUUUCAGUCAUUCUUUCUUCCAUUCUUUAGUUUUUGUUUUCCUUCUUGGCAUGUUACCUUAGGCCCUGGCAUGACACCUUGUGCCCUGUGUCAAAGCAGCGUAACUGUGUGCCCCCUGUGUGCCUGCACCCCCUGUGUACCAGCGCCCCCUGUGUACCAGCGCCCCCUGUGUACCAGCGCCCCCUGUGUGCCAGCGCCCCCUGUCUGCCAGCGCCCCCUGUCUGCCAGCGCCCCCUGUCUGCCAGCGCCCCCUGUCUGCCUCUCCCUGAAGCUCCCCGUGCUCCACUUUAUGCUUCCACACCCAGCUGCUUUUUUAUUUAAACCCCACCCCCCUGCUUUCCCUGCCUUUGUCCUGGAUGAGAAUAUAUGGCAGCUCUUCUUCCUGCCCCCCCAUGGCCUGACACUGCUAACACUGGCUGUCCAUAUGAUGCAGAGCAGGGAUGUCGCUAUGAUAGUAUGAUUGUUUGACCAGCCCCCAAAAAGGCGAAAUUGGCACUCUCUCAUCUGCUCUUACGUAGCAUAAUGCUAUUUAAUACGCACAACAAAUCUCAUCCUCUUCCCAUAUGGCUUCUAGGAAUGAAUAUUGACCUACAAGCCUAUAAAUCUCCCACCCCCCACCCCAUGUAUGUUUAAAAAAUGUUGGUUCUAAAUGAAUCUGUUUAAUUUCAGAUAGAAACGGGUUACUGUCCUGCUUGAUACUCCACGGUAUGAUGAUGAUAAAUAACAGUGGUGGUUUCGUUCCCGUUCUGUGUGCCUUUGAUAGGUCUCUCACACAGGUGAGAGAUGUUUUUGAGGGAAGGAAAGUAGAUAGACAGCUGAGCCCCAGAUGAUGGUACUGGCUUAUGAACAUGAACAUGCCAAAACGGUAGUAGCUACUGUUUCAGUAACGUCAUUUGGUUAUGUAGCAGUAUUUAAAGCAGCCUAAUUAGUGUAAGAUCCAUCUGUUACUGUCCAGAGCUGUCCAGGUCAAGUACGCUUGUAUGACAGCAAAGCCCCUUUUAGAAUGCAGAUUAAUGACUUACUACCCCAAGGUGUCGCUCUCUUUGAUAAACUGCUGCCCACCCGGAUGUAUCUGUGGUUUCCUGAGCAGAACUGUGUAUAUAUGGCUAUGGAGUUUUGCUGAGGUGAGGAAAGGAGCUACUGUUGCCAGUAUUAGGGUGGCUGAUGAACAACUGCAUGAACAAAUUCUUUUGAAGUGUCUUUACUACCAAAUUUAUUGGAACUGCAGUUUAUAUUCCGAAGCUUAAGAAUAGAAUUCUCACUUUUCUCACCUGCCCGUUUUGUGUACAUAAAUGGAUCUACUUCAUUAUGGUUUAGUCGCUCGCAGAAUUACAGCCGCCAUGCCCCACAUGCUGAAUUGUCCUCAUCACCUUGUAAUGUAGCCCUGGUAUUUCUGUUGUUACUGCGGAUGUAGAGGGUCCAUCAAGGAUUCAGAAAGCCUGUGUUGAAAUACUGCUUCUCCGUUUCAUUGUGCACAUGACCCAGAAUUGUAACGCGUUUUUGUAAAUAAGACCAACUCCUCUUUGUUGAAUAUUUGAACUUUGCUAUUAAGGGCAUCGAGGGCAUAGGACAAAGACUGAUUAUUAAACGUUUGGAACACCAAAAAUG
Molecule: messenger RNA, 3146 nt
Organism: Paramormyrops kingsleyae
Lineage: Eukaryota; Metazoa; Chordata; Actinopteri; Osteoglossiformes; Mormyridae
Gene: sucla2
Product: succinate-CoA ligase ADP-forming subunit beta
Biological process (GO): succinyl-CoA metabolic process; tricarboxylic acid cycle
Cellular component (GO): succinate-CoA ligase complex; mitochondrion
Molecular function (GO): ATP binding; succinate-CoA ligase (ADP-forming) activity
Source: RefSeq, a predicted model, not a curated record